AGAAGACAUUGCUGAAAGUGGCAGCAGAGGAGCCUUGGUGUGUCGGAAGGUGUGGCAUUGCCGGAUCGGUCAUUGUCAUCCAGAAUCGUGGGACACAUCCAUCACUGGCUCCUUUUUGGAGAGAAAUCUGCAUAGAUCACAUGACCACAGCAGUGGGGAUGGAAGAGGAUCAGGGUCACAUGACCGAGAGGAUACUAAACCUCACCUUGGAGAUCAUCUACCUGCUUAUUGGAGAGAGUUUUCCUCCUGUGAAGUCUGGAGAUCAUAUGACCAUCAAAUUGCCUCCACCUCACUCCCUGACACCUGAGAUAAAAUGCAAUAAGAAGAUUCUAGAAGUCACCAAGAAGAUGAUGGAGCUGCUGACAGGAGAGGUUCCUAUAAGGUGUCAGGAUGUCACUAAGAGAUAA
Rana temporaria (common frog) is the source of this 407-nucleotide messenger RNA. Its product is annotated as gastrula zinc finger protein XlCGF53.1-like. The record is from RefSeq and is a predicted model, not a curated record. The coding region runs from base 141 to 407 and encodes 88 amino acids. The transcript has 6 exons. Lineage: Eukaryota; Metazoa; Chordata; Amphibia; Anura; Ranidae.